CAAGGUCACGGUCGCGAGAGCAAACGAUGCCCCCUUAUAGCGGAAGAAGUUGGGAUCACGCGUUUCCGGGCGUUGGCCGGGGUGCGAGAGGGGUGAGACCUAUCUCAACAAAGCACUGUCAGACUAUGACUAGCUUCAUGCUUCAUGUUCGCACAGAAAAUAUAUCCUUUCCCAGUACGGCUACGGGUGCGAGGGCGGCUGCGAACAUCAGGAGUAUUGUAAGCAUAUUGCAUGGCAUUCCUGUUGGAGGGAAGCGGACUAGCUGCCUUUGAUGCGUAUCAUCACGAUGAAGCAUGAGCUCGGCAGGAUUCCGCAAUGCUUGCGAAGCGUUUUUAGCAUACUUUUCUCUUCGGAUAAUGCAAUGCUGCAAAAGAUCAAAUAUUAUACGUGUUUUGCUUGUAGAUUUGCACGUACAGCAGUCACUCGCACGCCUAAAGAAGCGAGCACGCAUAUUGGUUUUAGGUUUGGCCCUAAGAUAGGAAGACAGUGGUUUGAUCAUCGAUACAGUGCGAGGGGAGCAGACCACGGCGACGAGGAGACAGUCGCUUUGUUUCUGCCAUGCAGCCACAACAAGUCAUAGACCCGGCCGAUGUACACCUGUCGAUGGAUGGAUUUCCAGCGCCGUAGUUGCGUCAUGAUGACACAAAUCAAAAGCAAAACAAAGAACACAACGAACCCGAGCUGCAUCUCCGUAUGUGGGCUUGACUUUCAAGAACAAGAUCUUCCGCUGCGUGAGCUUGUUCACAAGCGUACAGAAUUCACAUCAGCAGUGGCAGCAUGUGAUUUUGAUCGAAUUGAGACUCAGGUCAGCAUAACUUCUUCC
Messenger RNA from Amoebophrya sp. A120, 823 nucleotides. The record is from the annotation of a GenBank genome assembly. Lineage: Eukaryota; Dinophyceae; Syndiniales; Amoebophryaceae.